This is a messenger RNA of Annulohypoxylon truncatum, 615 nucleotides long. RefSeq names its product Mss4-like protein. Gene Ontology annotation, molecular function: carbon-sulfur lyase activity. The record is from RefSeq and is a predicted model, not a curated record. The coding region runs from base 1 to 615 and encodes 204 amino acids. The transcript has 2 exons. Lineage: Eukaryota; Fungi; Ascomycota; Sordariomycetes; Xylariales; Hypoxylaceae.
AUGUCUAAACCCCAAGCGGAAUCAAGCUCAAACCCACCCAACAGCAGCGAAGACUGGAAAUCGCAGCCCCCGUACCGUACCACGCACUGCAACGAGCACUUCGCGAAGACGUGGACGGCGCACUGCCACUGCGGACGCGUCAAUUACUGGCUCUCGCGAUCCGCACCCCUCGCCAGCAAAUUCUGCCACUGCGUGGACUGCCAGGCCUUGCACGGGGCGCCCUUCCAAUGGGCCGCCAUCUUCGAGAAGGCGGACCUGCACUUCGAGCGCGGCGUCGAAGGGCUGGCGUUCUAUCACUCUCCCGACAAGUCGACGGAGCAUAAGCUGCCUUGCAAGGUGAGCUGCGCGUACUGCCACUCGCCGAUUAUGGAUGAGGGAAGGAAGAUGGUGUUGAUGUUCCCGGGCAUUAUUGAGUUUGGCGAUGCGGAGCGUAAGAAGGCGUUUGAUCCUCAGUGUCACAUUUUCUAUAGCCAGCGCGUUGUGGAUAUACACGACGGGAAGCCCAAGUGGUCGCGGCUGGACGGGCAGAGUGAGCUGAUGAAGGAGGUAGACAGAUUAGACUCAGAUGAGCACACUGUCCUAGGCGAAGCCAGAAUUGAGCAUAUAGAGAAUUAA